Messenger RNA from Gaeumannomyces tritici R3-111a-1, 588 nucleotides. RefSeq lists its product as hypothetical. The record is from RefSeq and is a predicted model, not a curated record. The coding region runs from base 1 to 588 and encodes 195 amino acids. The transcript is spliced from 2 exons. Lineage: Eukaryota; Fungi; Ascomycota; Sordariomycetes; Magnaporthales; Magnaporthaceae.
AUGGCGGGUUCUGUGCGCAGAUUCUCCAUAAGUUCGUCACCUCCGGGGAGCCACCCGGCUUCGCAGCCGCCAGGGCUACCGCAGGUGUUAUCGCAGCUUGCUGGAAGUUGCUCCGACCGUGUAGACCGGUUCUUAGACUGGGAGCCCUGGGGGCUCGGGCUUGUAGCCUCCCCUUGCGGACGGGCUAGGCAGAGCGAAGGCCAAAUGGACGACAGCCCUGACCCGCCGAGGAGCCGUAACGGCUUGGGAUUCCGAAGGCUUGGCGGGAGAGAACGACAGCCAUUCGAGGGGGCUGGAAAUGGAUUCGAGAGAGGGGGAAAGGGUUGGGUUCCCAAGGCUGUCGAGUGGGAGGUCGUCAAGACGGCAUUCCAACAGGUCGGCAAACGGGGGCUGCCAGGCCUCUUUGUCAAGUGUGACGUCGUUAGGAAAGAAUGGCGCCAAAGGCCCUUCAACAAGCGGACCGCUCUCAAGGCUGCCGAGCGGGAAUUCGGCAAAUUGCCGUUCCGGCGGGUCGGCAGGCAGAGGCCGCCAGACCUUGAGGGGAAGGGGAGCCAAAGAUUCUCCAAGAAACAGGCGGUUCAAGUUUGA